CACCUACUCUCAUUGCCAUUCACCUUGGCUUUGAAAGUUUUGAUGGUCAAAGAUGGAGGAAAGCAAGCAUGAGAAUGGUCAUAUUGACGAUGUAAUCUUAUCAAACAGUAAUCUACCUGCAGAAGAAGCAGCAACAUCAGCAAGUGCGCCGAUCGAUGAAGAACAUUAUUGCUAUACAGCAAAGUAUGGCAAGGUUAAUGUUGAGGUUCGUUUGGGCAUAAGUGAUUCAGUACAAGAUUUAAAGGCAAUCUUAUUUUCAAUGACAGACGUUCCACCUGAAAGACAAAAAAUUCUCGGUUUAGCAAGAGGAAAACUUCCAAUCGAUUCAACUUCAUUGGGAGAGAUUGUUUAUCCUCCCGCAAGUUUACGUGAUAGUCCUCAUCCUGCAACGGGCGAAAAGAGAAUCACCAUCAGCCUGAUUGGUACGCCUUUGGAUCAAACGUUCAAAGAUCCCGAAGUGGAAACAGGCAAAGGCGACGGUAAAGGCAAGAAAAGUGAAAGUUUGGGUGAUAUCGAUUAUAGCGACCCCGAGACUGUAAAGACACUCGAAACUGUACCAAGCAGUGAUCCGCAUGCAUUGACGAAGCUUGAACGUGCAAUUUCACGAUUCUCGCUGACAUUUCCCAUCAUGCAUGAACCAAGAAAGAAUCUCAAAGGUGGUCUCCUUGUUCUGGAUUUGGACUACACAAUCGCAGAUACGAAGAGGUUGUUACAUUAUCAAGUCUCUGCACGCGAAGCCGAAAGGCCUGGCCUACAUGAGUUCCUCACAGCGGUCUAUCCAUACUACGAUAUAUGCGUCUGGAGUCAAACCUCUUAUUGGUGGCUUGAGGCAAAGUUGACCGAGAUGGGCUGUUUGACUCAUCCGGGUUACCAAAUUUCUUUUGUCCUGGAUCGUACACCUAUGUUUUCGGUUCGAUACAAUCCCAAAAGCCAAAUCGAAGGCAGUUCAACGAAUGAACAAAAAACAAAAAGGAACAAACAUGAAGUGAAAGCGUUGGAAAUCAUUUGGAGAAGAUUUCCCGAUCUAUACGGUGCUCAUAAUACGAUUCAUAUCGAUGAUCUCUCUCGCAAUUUCGCUAUGAAUUGCCUUAACGGACUCAAAAUCAAACCAUACAAGCACAGUCCUCGUCCAGACGGAGAAUUGCCAGCUUUGCGUGACUACUUGUUCAAGUUAGCACACUCCUCGAUCAAAGACUUCAAUUCGCUAGGAGGUCAUAAAGAUUGGAAGAAGCGAGAAUUGCCGAGCGUAUCCGAUGAAAGCCAACAAGACCAAACAGGAUCGAACAACAAUUCCACGAGCUAGUCAUGCUCCAUCACAAUCAGCAUAAACACAUCUGUAUUUUACACAAUUUCAAGAAAAAUGAAAACACU
Messenger RNA from Meira miltonrushii, 1371 nucleotides. RefSeq lists its product as uncharacterized. The transcript has a single exon. NCBI's taxonomy places the organism in Eukaryota, Fungi, Basidiomycota, Exobasidiomycetes, Exobasidiales, Brachybasidiaceae. The annotation marks the transcript as partial. The record is from RefSeq and is a predicted model, not a curated record.